GGACGACCGUAACCGCAGCGUAUCGAUGGUGAGCUUCACCCCCGAACCCAGUGACGACGGCGCCCGGCUCGAGUGCUCCGCCUUUAACCCCGUCAUGGCCUCCGACAGUAGCCCCCCUCAGAGCCACGCGGACGCCCAGAUCCUCGACGUCAAUUAUGUGCCCCGCGUGUCGGUGUCUCUUGGAAAGUCCCUCGACGCAGGGAACAUCAAGGAGGGAGACGACCUCUACUUCGAUUGCUCUGUCGUUGCGAAGCCGCCUCCCCAUCGCGUCACCUGGAGCCAUAAUGGUAAGCGACUUCAGGCUGGCCCCGGAGUCCUCGUGUCCAAGCUGACUCUCGUGCUGCAGAAGGUGUCGAGGUCCAACGCGGGCAACUACACCUGCCACGCCACCAACGCCGAGGGCACGUCCUCCUCGACCCCCCUCACACUCGACGUUAAGUAUUCCCCCGUGUGUGCAUCACCCGUAGCCUCACAACACAGUGUCGCAAAGCAUGAAAACGCGAUCAUAUCCUGUAAUGUCCUGGCGAACCCACCCGUCGUCCAGUUUUCGUGGGCUUUCAAUAACACGGCAGAAGCUGUUUCCGUGCCCAAAGACAGGUACGUCGUCAAUGGAACAGAGUCUGUGGUGAAUUACACACCCGUCACCGAGUUGGACUAUGGUACCCUCCUCUGUUGGGCGUCCAAUGAGAUCGGCGUCCAAGUGCAGCCCUGCCUCUUCCAGAUCAUGGCAGCGGGCAAGCCGGACCCGCCACACAACUGCCGGGCGUUCGACGUGACAAUCAGCUCUUUGCAAGUGUCAUGCCUUCCUGGCGACGAUGGCGGCCUGGGACAAACUUUUAUACUGCAGGUACUGGAAGCCAGCGGAGACCAGGAGCCAGUGGUCGAGGUGACCAGGGAAACCGCCUCAUUUUCCGUAGCCAACCUCCGGCCGGCCACAGCCUACCGCCUCUUGGUCACGGCAACCAAUGCCAAGGGGGAGUCUCACCCGGCGGAACUAAGAGCUUACACGGUGGCGCUGAAUCACCCGCAGCACGAAACCCCGGCAGAACCGACGCGCGGCCGUGAAACUGGUUCGGAAGUGGCCGUGGGCGUGCUGGUGGGCGCUGUGCUAACCUGUCUGCCCGUGGCCAUCGUGGUGGUGGCCAUGGGUGUGCGGACGUGCCUGAAGCUGCGAGCUGCGAGAUGGAGGCGUCGCCAUGGAGACGAGAGCGAGAAAGACACGGGUGAGAGUGAAGGAGUCAACACAGGACGCCCUCUUCUCACUGGACAAGGUACUCCGGGGUCAGGGGGAGGAUUAUCAACGGAAAGCGGCUCUGACAUCACUACCAUCACCGGAGGCGUCGGAAUAGCCUCUUCUGCCACGCUCCCUGCCACGCCUUCGCCGGGACACUCAGAGGCUCAGGUGUCACAGGUUCAUCCAACUGAGGCCGGUGGGAUGCUGUACACGGGGGCGCGAAUAUACGUUCCAGAACACACUCACGAAGCUGGACCACAGAUCUGUUCCACGUCGAACGCCAAGCUGCGCCGAGGUCCGUACAGCACACCCGAAGAUAAAUAUGACGGCGAUAAUGAGAUGCUGGAGAUCACCUUGCCUCCACCUGCAGCGUACGACCAGGGCUACCAAUCCCCGAGCCAUAAAUACCAGCUGGGACCCGUGCAGGGGUACCAGGCUGGGGCGGUCCAGGGUUACCAGCCAAGGGUGCAUCAGGGGUACCAACCUCAGGACCAGGCUCAUGCUCGGCUCAAGCAGGGUUACCAACAGGGUUACGAGGACUACCAGUCUCUUCAUCGGAAUGGCCAGUUAACAGCCUCCGGUUACCCGAUAGUUCCUGUCGCAGGGCAGCCUAGCGUGCACUACAUCUCCUCGGCAGCGACUAUAGCUCAAGAUUUCCAUAGCUCCCCCAAAAUGGAACCUUUUAGUGGCAUAAGCAAAGUUAGUGGUUCCUCCUCGUUUGCAGGUCUUCCCGUGACAGGCAAGGAUUCAAAAGCCGAAAGCGCUAGAGCUCUAACACACGAGACUGACAGUAAGAUGUCCGCCCUUUACAAUCCCUUAGCGAUGUUUACCCCUUCGGCCAGUGGGAGUCCUCCUGCCUCCUUCCAGCAGACGAAGUGCUCCCCGGUGCGCAGUGAGAGAGCGCCUUUCUCUACCGGCUCGCUCAAGAGACCCAUGAAGCCGCAGGGACAGGAUAUCGUCAGACUCAAAGAUAACAGUCUUCAGAGGAACCGAAGUGCCAGCUUAUCAUCCGUCAGGGGCAAGAGAGAGAGUUCGGUCUAACAGGGCGAUUUUAUUUAUGCUUUAUUUUCUGCCUUUCUCCUUCUCCUUCUCUACUUCUUUCUCUUUCUCGUUCCCUUUCCCUUCCCCUUUCACCUC
This is a messenger RNA of Penaeus monodon (black tiger shrimp), 2371 nucleotides long. RefSeq lists its product as uncharacterized. The record is from RefSeq and is a predicted model, not a curated record. NCBI's taxonomy places the organism in Eukaryota, Metazoa, Arthropoda, Malacostraca, Decapoda, Penaeidae. Bases 26 to 2275 code for a protein of 749 amino acids. Gene Ontology annotation, molecular function: protein binding. The transcript has 10 exons.